CAUUACAGUAUUCAAGUGUUUUGACAAUCAUGUUAAACUUUAAUCGCCUUUAUGGAAAAUCAGUUGAGUAUAUACCCUGCAUUCCGUAUUCGGAUUUCAUGGUCGUAAAAAGAUUUAAACAUCGCCAUUGUAUGAAGAACUGGUACAAAACAUUGGAGGUGUCGGAAGAUUGUGAGGAUGAAGUUCUAAGGUUGGCAUUUGUUUACCUAGCAAAACGGUUUCAUCCAGAUAGUGGUACAUCUGAAGCUAACGCUACCAAAUUUUCUGAGAUUGAGAAUGCUUACAGACAGAUUCGUAAGGCAAGAAUGGAGCAAAAAGAAAAAAAGGAUGUGAAGUUGUCUUAUGUUGAAGAAUUUGACAUUAAACAUACAGCACCACAACAUCGUCAUUAUUUAACUUACAAUGUAGGAAUUGGAACAUACAGUAAAAGACAAAAGUUAUAUACAGCAGAGAGGGCUCAGAAAGCAGUUGAUAAUGUGACAGAGCAUAGGUUGAAAAAGUUGCAUGCCGAGGAACGUAACACAUUAGUUGGACAAGAUAAAGAGCGUGCUAAAGAUAUUAAAACACGUUUUGGUAUGGAUCGGUUGGUAGAAGAUUUAAUUCAGGAAGCAAUGAAUAAAGGUGAAUUUAAGAACCUACCUGGAAUGGGUAAACCUCUAAAAGAAAAUACGAUUACCCGAAACCCAUACGUUGACUUCGUUACUUAUAAACUAAACGAGGUAUUAAUAGAAAAUGGAUUUACUCCGGAAUGGAUACAACUAUCUAAAGAAAUUAGGGAAGAAACCGAAAAUUUACGAAAGCAAUUAAAACAAGCACGAAACGAAGUGGGUCCUCUCCCGUUAAGUUGCGCAGACGAAGCAUCUUGGAAGAAUAUUGUACAAGACUUUAGAUCUACAACAAAACGUGUAAAUAAUAAAAUAGAUAAAUACAAUUUAUUAGUACCGAUACUUCAGAAACAAAUGUUUCAUAUUAAAUUGGAAGAUCUUGCAGAACAAGCACUUUCUACACCUCCAGAGAAAAUAAAUAGAAAACGUUCUAAUAGUAUUGUUAAUAACCAUGACGAAGGUAUACUUGGACUGAUAUCUUCAAUUAUUAAUAAAAAAAUUUCAUAGGAAAUAAAAUAUAGUCUUUGUGAGUUUUCUGUUAACGGAGCUCCAGAGCUCUGUAGUUCUGUGAAUAAUAAACUACGUAUCUGAAUAAAAAAUAUAAUUCGA
Molecule: messenger RNA, 1214 nt
Organism: Hylaeus volcanicus
Lineage: Eukaryota; Metazoa; Arthropoda; Insecta; Hymenoptera; Colletidae
Product: dnaJ homolog subfamily C member 28
Exons: 5
Coding region: 30-1112 (360 amino acids)
Source: RefSeq, a predicted model, not a curated record